AUGAACCAAGAGAACACAAGAGACCUGGUUGCUACCCUUGCCCCAUUGCAGAAUAAACCUGAUAUCGGGAUGAGAAGUCUUUUAUAUAUUGAUGAUACGUUGUUUUAUCAUAUUCAAUCUUAUGUGAUGCUUGGUAUCCCUAAACAUGAAGAGGCAUCAGCCACCCCUCAACAUCCUCUUUCACCAAUGGGCGAUGCCUGUCAUAGAAUGGACCUCACAGCCAUCCAUCAAAUCUUGGUAACAACUCACUAUAAAGACGACGAAGAAACUAAUGAGGUAUUCUUUUUUGCUAAUGCCAUUUUGGUGCAAACACAAGCGCUUAUUUGUUUAUUUGAUUUGUUCCAUCUUUCUUUUCAAGAAUGGACACAACAGAUGAAAGACAUGCUAGAUGCAAGGAAGCGUGGUGACUUGGCAUUCCGUGAUAAGGAUUUUAGAACUGCUAUAGAUUGUUAUUCUCAGUUCAUAGAUGUGGGAACGAUGAUUUCCCUAACUGUAUAUGGAAGACGAAGUCGAUGUUAUCUUAUGUGUGAGCAACCUGAUGCAGCUCUCCGAGAUGCCAUGCAAGCCCAGUGUGUCCUCCCCGAUUGGUCGACUGCUUUUUACAUGCAAGCGGUUUCCCUUGCAAAGCUGGACAUGCACAAAGAUGCAGCCGAUAUGCUUAACGAAGUUGCUGCCUUAGAAGAUAAGAAGCACAAAGGAGGAGGAACUGACAGAUGACAUUUUUUCUAUUUUAUUUGAUUCUUCUUCUUGUUAAUGUUAUUGUUGUUGUUGGCUUUGACAGAAAAAUUGUUGUGUUUAUAUAUAUAUAUGCAAAUGUAUUGUUUU
Molecule: messenger RNA, 825 nt
Organism: Impatiens glandulifera
Lineage: Eukaryota; Viridiplantae; Streptophyta; Magnoliopsida; Ericales; Balsaminaceae
Product: serine/threonine-protein kinase BSK1-like
Exons: 3
Coding region: 1-717 (238 amino acids)
Biological process (GO): brassinosteroid mediated signaling pathway
Molecular function (GO): protein binding; protein kinase activity
Source: RefSeq, a predicted model, not a curated record